Nematolebias whitei (Rio pearlfish) is the source of this 2920-nucleotide messenger RNA. RefSeq names its product programmed cell death 6 interacting protein (gene pdcd6ip). Gene Ontology annotation, cellular component: endosome. Gene Ontology annotation, molecular function: protein binding. The transcript is spliced from 18 exons. The record is from RefSeq and is a predicted model, not a curated record. Lineage: Eukaryota; Metazoa; Chordata; Actinopteri; Cyprinodontiformes; Rivulidae. Bases 91 to 2733 code for a protein of 880 amino acids. Gene Ontology annotation, biological process: mitotic cytokinesis.
GUGUCGCUGUUGUUUGUGUUCGUUGCUCCAAGAUAUCUUUGCCUGUUUUAUUGUUUUCCUGACUUGUAGAUAUCACAUUUACGGGCCGACAUGGCAACGUUUAUUUCAGUCCCGUUGAAGAAAUCGUCUGAAGUGGAGCUGGUGAAGCCGCUGUCGAAGUUUGUCACAGCCUCUUAUCCAGCCGGAGAGGAGCAAACCGAGUACCUCCGCGCCGUGGAGGAGUUGAACAAGCUCCGCAAGAACGCGCUGGGAAGGCCGCUCGACAAACACGAAAGCUCCCUUGAGAUCUUACUCAGAUACUAUGAUCAGUUGUGUGCAAUUGAGCCCAAGUUUCCCUUCUCUGAAAACCAGCUCUGCCUAACCUUCACAUGGAAGGAUGCCUUUGAUAAAGGAUCUCUGUUCGGAGGCUCAGUCAAACUCUCUUUGGCCAGUUUAGGCUACGAGAAAACGUGCGUGUUGUUCAACUGUGCAGCUCUGGCCAGUCAGAUUGCCGCGGAGCAGAACAUUGAUAACGAUGAAUGCCUCAAGGCUGCUGCCAAAUACUAUCAGUUGGCCAGCGGGGCCUUCAGUCACAUUAAGGACACGGUGCUCUCUGCCCUGAACAGAGAGCCCACCAUGGACAUCUGUCCUGAGACCGUGAGCACUCUGAGCAGCAUCAUGCUGGCCCAAGCUCAGGAGGUCUUCUUCCUCAAAGCCACGUCAGACAAGAUGAAAGAUGCUGUGAUUGCAAAGCUGGCCAAUCAGGCUGCAGAUUUCUACGGCGAGGCCUUUAAGCAGUGUCAGUUCAAAGACACCCUUCCUAAAUAUUUUUAUUUUCAGGAAGUGCUGCCGGUCCUGGCAGCAAAGCAUUGCAUCAUGCAGGCCAACGCCGAGCUGCACCAGAGCAUCCUCGCCAAACAGAAGAAGCGCUUCGGAGAGGAGAUUGCUCGUCUGCAGCACGCGGCUGAGCUGGUGAAGACAGUUGCGUCUCGUUACGACGAGUAUGUGAGCGUAAAGGACCUGACUGAUAAGAUAAAUCGAGCCCUCACUGCAGCCAAGAAGGACAAUGACUUUAUCUACCACGACCGUGUGCCUGAAGUCAAAGACCUGGAACAUAUCGGAAAGGCAGCGCUGGUCAAAUCUUCCACCAUCACACCUCCACUCAGUCAGAAAUUCACAGAUUUGUUUGAGAAGAUGGUGCCCAUGGCAGUGCAGCAGUCCAUGAGCUUUUACAGCCAGAGAAAAGCCGAGACGGUGAACAGACUGGUGGGAACAAUGAGGGAGGCCACCAAUCUCUGCAACGGGGUGUUGGCGUCGCUGAACCUGCCCGCUGCUCUGGAGGAUCUGUCUGGAGAUUCUAUCCCACAAUCCAUUGCUGAGAAGGCCAAAUCGAUUGUGGGGCAGGGAGGAUUGCAGAGCAUCGAGAAGCUAAUCAAAGACCUGCCUGAGCUAUUAACUCGCAACAGAGAGAUCCUGGAUGAGUCUCUGAAGAUGCUGGACGACGAGGAGACAACAGACAACGAGCUGCGAGCCAAGUUCAACCAGCGCUGGAACAGAACCCCCUCAGGAGAUCUGUACAAGCCCCUUCGUGCAGAGGGCACCAACUUCCGUAACAUCCUGGACAAGGCGGUGGGGGCUGACCAGGUGGUGAGGGACCGCUACAACACACAGUGUGACAUGAUCGCACUGCUGUGUAAACCUGAGAGCGAGCUCACCGCCGCCAUCCCCUCCGCCAACCCGACAAAGACACUACAGGGCAGCGAGGUGGUGAACGUGCUGCGCUCCCUCCUCGCCCAGCUGGAUGAGGUGAAGAAGGAGAGGGAGGUCCUGGAGGGAGAAAUCAAGGCCGUGACGUUCGACAUGUCCACUACGUUCCUGAAGGCGCUCGCCCAGGACGGAGCGAUCAACGAGGAGCAGCUGUCCAUGUCCCAGCUCGACCAGCUGUACGGCAGCUACAACCAGAAGGUGCAGGCCAGCCUCAGCAUGCAGGAAGAGCUGCUGGGACAAGUUCAGACGUCCCACCAGGAGUUCGCAAGCCUCAAACAGUCCAACAGUGAUGCCAACCAGCGGGAGGAGGUCUUAAAGAAACUGGCUUCAGCUCACGACAGCUACGUGGAGAUCUGCAGCAACCUGCGCGAAGGCACCAAGUUUUACAACGACUUGACAGAAAUCCUGCUCAAGUUCCAGAACAAAUGCAGCGACAUCGUUUUCGCUCGCAAGACGGAGCGGGACGAGCUCCUCAAAGAGCUGCAGCAGAGCAUCGCUCGGGAGCCCAGCGCUCCGGCCUUCAACGUUCCCGCCUAUCAGAGCGCCCCUGCUGCCCCCGUCUCGGCCCCAGGUCCAACCCCUGCUCCCAGAACAGUCUUUCCCCAGCAGCCUCAGCAAGCUCAGCAGCCCCAACCGAAGCCCCAACCUCCUUCCAGGCCACCACCCCCAAGCUUCACUCCUCAGGCAGCCGCACCCGCCAGCCCAGCACCCACCGGUCCUCCCAACAAUAACCCCCCACCUGUGGCACCAACCUCCCAGGCACAAGGACCACCUUAUCCCUCCUACCAAGGCUAUCCAGGGUUCUACCAGAUGCCCAUGGGCUACAACCCGUAUGCGUACGGUCAGUACAACGUGCCCUACAUGCCCUACCAGACCACCCCAGGACAGGGAGGAUACCCAGGAGCCCCUCCAGCAGGACAGCCCUACCCUGGCUACCCACAGCAGCCCCCCCAGCAACAACAACAUCCGUACUACCCUCAACAAUAACUCUCCUCUUCAGCCCUUCGUUCCUGUUCUGACACGUUAACACCAAAUAAAAUGCGGCCUCAGCAAUAACACUCGGCCUCCAUCAGCCCCUCUUCAGCUUUGCUUCCUCUCACUAACAGCAGCUUUAGGAAGCGAGAUCUCUGAGCUUAUUUGCACUUUUUUUUUUUUAUCUAAAAAUUUUUCUUUA